Molecule: messenger RNA, 261 nt
Organism: Acanthamoeba castellanii str. Neff
Lineage: Eukaryota; Discosea; Longamoebia; Acanthamoebidae
Exons: 3
Coding region: 1-261 (86 amino acids)
Source: RefSeq, a predicted model, not a curated record
AUGAAGCAGGCUGUGCUUGCCCUCCUCUUCCUCUCUGCCCUCUCCACCCUGGCCAUCCGCGACCUGUUGGCCCCACUCCACGUCGCCGAGGAUGCCUCGCACCGUAUCGAGGGCGAGUACCUCGUCCUCUUCAACGACGCCCUCACCCGCCCCCUCUGCGGCUCUCGAGGCUGCUGCCGACGGCAGCGCACCUUUACCCUCGGUGACAAGUUCCGCGUGCUUCACGUCAAUCUCUCUCCCAAGUACGUUGACGCGGACUAG